AUGUUUUACCAUAUAAAGUUAGAACAUGAAAUAUUAUUACAUCCAAAAUAUUUUGGACCGAAUCUAACAGAAACAGUGAAAACCAAGUUGUUUUCGGACGUCGAAGGAACUUGCUCCGGGAAGUACGGCUUUAUCAUCGCUGUUACGAAUAUAGAGCAUAUUGGUGCUGGUAUAAUACAGCCAAAUAGAGGAUUCGUGCAAUACCGUAUAGUAUAUCGUGCCAUCGUCUACCGGCCGUUCAAGGGCGAGGUCGUAGAUGCUAUCGUUACCCAGGUUACUAAGGUUGGUGUGUUUGCGGAAGCUGGCCCUCUCACUAUUUUUAUUUCUAAAUAUUCUGUCCCUUCCAAUAUUAAAUUUGAAGGUGCUGAGACCACUACCGACGGUCUCAACGAUGAAGAUGAAGAAGAGACCCAAACAGUACAGAUUGAAGAUCGUAUUAGAAUCCGCAUAAUUGGUCUCAGAGUUGACGCCAGUGAUAUUUUCGCCGUUGGCACUCUAAUGGAUGAUUAUCUUGGUCCAUGCACCUAG
Molecule: messenger RNA, 528 nt
Organism: Schistosoma mattheei
Lineage: Eukaryota; Metazoa; Platyhelminthes; Trematoda; Strigeidida; Schistosomatidae
Source: the annotation of a GenBank genome assembly